AUGGCCUGCUGUGCUACUAGCUUCUGUGGCUUUCCCUCUUGCUCCACUGGUGGCAUCUGUGGCUCUAGCUGCUGUCAGCCCAGCUGUUGUGAGACCAGCUGCUUUCAGCCCAGCUGCUGUGAGGCUGGCUAUGGCAUCGGUGGCGGCUUUGGCUUUGGCCAGGAGGGUGGCAGCGGAGCUGUGAGCUACCGAGUUAGAUGGUGCCGCCCAGACUGCCGCGUGGAGGGCACCUGCCUGCCCCCCUGCUGUGUGGUGAGCUCUAUCCCCCCAACCUGCUGCCAGCUGCACCAUGCCCAGGCCUCCUGCUGCCGCCCAUCCUACUGUGGGCAAUCCUGCUGCCGCCCAGCCUGCUGCUGCUACUGCUGCUAA
This is a messenger RNA of Psammomys obesus (fat sand rat), 369 nucleotides long. Its product is annotated as keratin-associated protein 9-3-like. Bases 1 to 369 code for a protein of 122 amino acids. Lineage: Eukaryota; Metazoa; Chordata; Mammalia; Rodentia; Muridae. The record is from RefSeq and is a predicted model, not a curated record. Gene Ontology annotation, cellular component: keratin filament. The transcript has a single exon.